ACUACUGUCUUGCAUUACUUAAGUCAUUACUUCCGGGAAAGGAACGGAGCUGUAGUUGCACUUGUUUUCGCUGGAGCAUUUUAUUGUAAACCAGUCUGUUUUUGCAUCGGACUUCCUUUUGAAAGUGUGCAGGUUACUUUCGCUAAGAUAACCAGUUAGCCUCGCUUAUUAGCCACUUACGGAAGUAGAUUAUGUAUAUGAAAAUACGCCGAUAUUUGUUUGAGUCAGCUGGGUAUUACUCGUCGUUACAGUUAGUUGAUUUUCCUUCUUUUCAGCAAUCUCUAAUACUGUGUAUUUUCAUGUUACGUCAGGUGACCAAACAAGUUCUCGAGUACGUCAAAUAUGUAAAUAAAGCUCUCUGGGAAAUACCAAGAGACCCAACUACAGAGAUAGCUGAAAAGUUACGAACAGCUAUGAGCUAGUUUCGAUUUCUCAGCUGAGGUUAGUAACACAGACAACAACUGUGGCAGUUAUGGCGUUACAACAGAUCCUUGAAGCUUUAGCUACUAAUCUGAGGUGUUCGAUCUGUCUUGAGAUUUUUACAGAUCCUGUGACAUCGUCUUGUGGUAAACACAACUAUUGCAUGAAAUGUUUGAAACCUCAUCUUGGUAGAAAAGCGAGAAGCUGUCCAGACUGUAGGGAAGAGUUUCCAAAGAGCUACACACCACAGAAAAACGUAGCUCUCUGCAGUGUUGUGGGUAUAGUAAAUCGACCGACCUGGGAGGAAAUUUUGACAGGUAUCGAUCGUAAACACACACCGUUUUCUGUCGAGACGGAAGAAUUUGGAGACAGACUGGAACGGAAUGUGGAAAGACUGAAGAGGAAAUUAACCCACUUAACUUCAGAAAUGAAGAGCUUGGAAGAUGUCCUUUCAAAAAAGUUAAAAACCAGACAGCAAAGCCCAGCCCAUGCCUCAGUAACAAAGGACACUGCAAUUCAGGGGGACUUCGAGAGUUCAACUGUGUCAAAUAGUGUACCAGAGGCUGUGUGGAGUGACAUUGAUGAACUAUCCCAGCAGGCUCUGGUCAACAUCACAGACUGCCUCAGGGUAGGGCAGGACUGUCUAAGCAGUGCCAUAAGUCAGCUGGAACAGGUGGAUGUUCCAUCACAGGAAGCUGUCACGGGGCAUAAUGUGGUUGAUCUCUGGCUAGAGGCUGAGCUCCCAGCAGAUUCAGCCCCUGUUGCCCCUCCACUCCAAGAUGCUCAAAAUGCAUCUGAGCCAACUGACACUGCUUCAGUGGAGCCUGAAGGAGUCCCAUUGGGAGCGUCCUAUCCACAGAGUGUAGCAGCAGAGCCAGUGGAUGGUGCUGAAGGUGUGGGGCCAUCUGCUGGACCGCAUUGUUUGGAAUAUGUUUCCUUCAGUCGUGAGCUGGGGCACAGGAACCUGGCUGUGUCACCGGACAACCGCAAAGUGCAAGUGCGGAGGUCAGGGGGGGCGUCUCCAUUGCGGCAGGACCGCUUUGAUGUGAGCCAAGUGAUGGCGGAGCAGGAGUUCAGCAGUGACGUGCACUACUGGGAGGUGAACACAGCCGCUAGUGUGGGCUGGGCCAUCGGAGUCGCUUACUCUACUCUGGGGCGUGGAGACCUGCUGGGUCGCACUGAGUCUUCCUGGUGCCUGGAGUGGAGCUCCAAGAGGCUGUGCUUCUGGCACAACAAUAUGAACGAGCCCCUUAAACAUGGCUGUCCCAGUAAGGUCAGGGUUUUACUUGACAUGGACGGGGGCUCCUUGAGCUUUUACAGCAUGUCGGACCACCCGACGCUGCUGCACUGCAUACAGGUGCAGUUCACUGCGCCUGUAAGACCAGUGUUCUGGCUGUUUGGGCUGAAGUCUGGAAAUGCUUUGUCUAUCACUGUACCCUAGGUGUAGUGUAAAGGAGUGUGUCCGAGCGGAGAUGUGGUCAAGACUGAAUGAGGGACAACUGCAGACAAAAGUUUCCAGUUCGAAAACUUUUUAUUUUACUUUAGGCUACCGGCAAGGUUAUAAGCAUGCAGACACAAACAAACAAAGCACUUUGGCAAAAAGGGAAAAGAACACUGAGACAAUGCCCAUAUAC
Messenger RNA from Megalops cyprinoides (Indo-Pacific tarpon), 2054 nucleotides. Its product is annotated as E3 ubiquitin/ISG15 ligase TRIM25. The transcript has 6 exons. Bases 473 to 1861 code for a protein of 462 amino acids. Gene Ontology annotation, molecular function: protein binding. Lineage: Eukaryota; Metazoa; Chordata; Actinopteri; Elopiformes; Megalopidae. The record is from RefSeq and is a predicted model, not a curated record.